AUGGCGACUAGGUCAAGCUUUCUGGGCAUUCUGCCAGGGAUGUCUAUAAAACUAACCCUCCUGGGACUUCUGAGCGUAUGGAAUGGGGCAAUGAUAUGCGCCAUGGCGAGCGAACGCCAGCACGGAAUUUCGCCCCAUUCUUGGCUGGCGGAAAGGAUGAUGGUUGGCCCCAAUGUAAAAGAACGCUCGUUCCCGCAGAAUUCCUUGUCCUAUGGGCUCAAGAAAAAUCAGAAUAAGGAAAAGCAUGCCGCAUACGGGCAGUCAUUGGUGGAAACUGGAAGGGAGAGGACAAAACUUGUUGGACUUUUGGAACACGAACAGAUAUUGGCCUAUUCGCAGAACCUCCAGUAUGCGUUCAAAAAACACAGCAAAUUUACGCAUUCCUUCCAGUUUUUGCGGGAGUUAUUUUCGACGAAUCCUUUCCUGAAGUUUGUUGCAGUCCGUUACAGAGAGCGGGUGAACAUUGUAAAUGCGCUCGAGAGGGCUGCAGAGAGAUGGACUCCAAUGCGGAAAGGCAAACCAAUAUUCUCGUGGACAAUGUCAUUGUGGGCAAAUCCCCUGGCAACACUUUCCAACGUAGUUAGUGCCGCUUUCGACGAGACGUUCGAGGGAGCUUUGGGCCUUCCAACAGGAGAAGUCAAGAGUGCUUGCUUCUCUUUCGGUUAUCGCAUCAACAGCAUCGCUCCAUAUACUGCUGUGCUUCCGGGAGGAGUUUUUGGCUCCGUGUUGAAGUCGCUUUCCCGUUCCUUCAUGCUCGUAUUCUACCCCGCCUACGCAAGCUUCAGAGGCAUCUUCUCUCUGAUGAUAGGCGUAAUAUGCAAAACGGGAGUGCUUGCUGCUGUCAAGAACCUUUUCAAAGCUCUGGCCAAUAUCACCCGCUUGGGACUGCGCGGCAUUCGAAUUUUGUUCCGCCGGUUUGCUGUUCGUGGAGAUCCCGUGGCGUGGCCGCUUCUGCAGGACCUGCUUCGCAAUGCUUCGCCCGCGAUGAUCACUCUUCUGUUCCAGCUGUAUGCUGUCAAUGUAAGAGAUAUUACACAGAAAGGAAAGCGUGUAACUCAAGCCCUUGCUGCUGGCAGUGCUUCCUGGAAUUACGCGGACGGUCUUUGGGUCGGAGCUUUUGACUUCAGCCGAGCAUUCAUUGACACCAUCAGAUCUUAUAAGCAAGGGGCAGAAGCCUUUGUGGGGUAUUGUGAGAGCAAGGCUGCGGAAACCCAACCUGGGACCCCACCAGAGCAAGCAAUGAUAGAUUUGACGUCCGAAAAAUCGACUUCAGCGGAGUCAGAUGCAGAGGCAUUCGAUAACGCAUCGGAUAAUGAUGUACCGGGAAGCCUUCCUGAGGAGCCGAUAACAGAAGAUAUAAUGAUGGCCUUUAAAGCAAUUGCUCCUGGCGCCAAAGUAUCUCCAGGAGAAACGAGAACCCGCCUAGACUUCGCCUGCCGGAAGUACAAAAAGUUUGUAACUUCCUUUAGAGAAGAACCCUUGAAACACGUGCACUCAGUGGUGAAACAGGCAGUCAAAAUCCUGAAGUACGACUACAAGUUCUUCCAGUCAUACGUUGGCGAGAUGAUGUCAAUCUUUUACGAUUCUGCAUUUGUGCUGCUGAAUGCGGACGUGGCUAAUGUUUUGAGCGAAAAGCUACCUCUCGAGUCGAUGGCCGCUGGCUUGUCGCUGCACUAUGUCGUGGAAGACAUGGGGGACGAAACACUCCGGAAUCGCCGGGACAGAGCGGCGUUCAACCUUCUCGAAAGCGGCGCUCAGAAGCUACGUGAAUCUGUAAACUCGCUGUACGGUCGCUUCCUUGAAAGCAGCAUUAUGAUACGCCGCUUGGAAGGCAAUAAAUCGGUGAAGACCGUCCAAGACUUCGUUUCUAAAUGCAACCCCCAACUGGGCGUCCCGGAUACAGACGUAUGCGGCAAAGUGGUGACAUCCGAAGUGGAUGCGAAUUUAUUUGUAAGGGAAGCACUUUUCUCACUUCACGUACCUAUGGCGGUUCCCUCCGGCGAUAUAGCUGCCCUCAAUGAUGCUGCUCUAGGUGACGUCUUUGGCCGUUGGCGGGAGUUUUCAAGACUUUCCCAGGAUAACCAAGCCGUUGCUGACGCAGCUAGCGACCGAGCUUCCAUGAAGACCUUUCUUCAGUACCUCCGCCAGUCCGUCGUUAGCCGAUUGGUGUUUAACCGGUUCGACUUUGCCGACGAAUUUACAGCCCUGAUCCUGCAUGACUCCAACGGACGCAGCAUCAAGUUCACACCGGAAAAUGCCGAGGACGUGAGAGACCAGGCCGUGCUUGAAGGUCUAGAGCCAGCGACAGGGGCAGGAGCUCCAGCGGAAGGCGUGCCAGUCCACAAAAUCGCUGGAACGAUUAAGUACAACGACCCGCGGGAAGAGCUUGUAUCUAUAAAGGAAGACCCAUCGGCCGUGCGCGAUGUAAUUGUGGCAAAGUUUAUUGACGUGCAUGGGAGGGCUUCAGCUGAAAUGGAUAUGGUUUCUGUUUUUAUGAUGACAGUGGCCUACUUGACAUACCAAAAGAUCCAGAAACACCGUACCGGGAAAACACUGGUUAUGAGCCUAUAUCAAAGGGAUGUCUUGCAUUUGCUACUGGCCCAAAAACGUGGAGAGCUGCUCGAGGAGGCCCCUCACUGCGCAUGGCUUAAAGAAAAUACGCAGAGUGCAGAUGAACUAAUUGUCAAGUGCUCGGCCCUACGCUUCUUCAAGAUCGGUAGUGUUGAUAAUAUUGCAGAGGCUGAUAAGGAGGACAUACGUAACUACAUCUCAUCAUUCGUCGAAAUUCUGGACAGCGUGCGCGGUUCAACUAGCUGGAUGGACUUUCUCAACAUUGACACAUUUGCCGCUGAGGCUGAUUUGUACGCCGCCACUGCUGCAAAGUAUUCAUACGACAAGCUGCUGAAGGAGUUACGUGUAGAAUAUGCAGGAGCAGACGAGGGACAAAGUCUUUCCAAAUUGUACACUGACAUUCAUCCUGCCUUGGGUGGGCCUAGGCGGUACCACAAGGACCGUCGGGAUCUCGUAACAGCAUUGCGGGGCUAUGCUGAGGACAUCAGGAAGCUGCCAACCAGCCUCCGAAAGUCUCUGGCAAUUUUCGUUAGGUCUUGCUUUGCAAAGCUCAGGAGAUUCGUCGGCGCAAAGCAGUUUUCUCUCUUUAGCAAAAUCCGGCCAAACGUUUUGCAUGGUACAACAUUCAUGGCUGCAGUACACGGGGCCGAGGGACGAGUAUUCCCCAACCCCGAGCUCCGUCGUGGUCUGUUCAUCGAAGCUCUAGACCUCCAUGAAUAUGAUGAGUAUAAAAAACUUAAAUCACGGAUAGAAGCUCUUCCAGUAGAAACAGUGGAAACAGCUGCCGGAUGGUCCCUCCGCUACAUGAGCGAAGGAAAAGGCGGCAUGGAACUUGCGAUUGCCAUGCUGGCUCUCAAGAGUCCAGAAGCAGGGCAGCUUAGCAAGGCUCUUCAACUAUCUUUUGCGAGUGUCGAAGUCCUCGCCUUCCUCAACAGCUCACUCAGCGUUGCUCAAGUAAUAGAAUUCAUCGAGCGAGCCACACCGGAGGACCUAGCCUAUCUUCGAAUAUCACUUGGCGUUUUCAAGGCUUCUGCCCAAACUGAGCCUCGAAGCACUGCAAUGAGUUUGUACACGAAGUAUUCAGUAGUCCAAAGCAUUGCCAAUACUUUGGAAGCUCUUGAGCUCCUGCAGCUCCCGGUUGUUCUAUGCUAUAUACUGACUGAACUUGUCAACUUCCAGCAAAGUAAGGAAGAUGAGAUCAGCCCCAGUGAUCUGGUCCAGAAUGCCCGUGUUGAUGGGAAACCUGUAAGGACGUUUCUGAAGGACCUCAUUAACACCAGCAUCAAAACAGAAGCCCGAUUGAUUAUUGCCAAUACUGUAUCCGCGUUUCUUCGCGGCUUGCUGAUUGCAUUCUUGGGCCACGAGGUAGGCCACCUCUCAGCUGCCCAGUUUGCAUCCGUCGAUAUGACUACUGGUGUCUUAACCUUCAUUAUAACUAAUGUAAUUGAGUUUUCCAGUGCCAACCCAGUUAGUCCUUUGAAACCAGCAGAUGUCCUUAGGAAAGUUGCCCGCCUUGCUCUUGGGGCUGAAACUCCCACUGAAGAAGGAGCCCCCAAAAUCGUCGCUGCAAGUGUCUCCUAUCCACCAUGUCUCGGCGACUGGUACGCGAUGGUUGAUCCUAUAAAGCUUGAAGAGCUCACAAUGAAUCCUGCGGCAUUAACGGGAGAAGCUUUAGCCAAUGCUAGCGCGUCAAACCGUUUUACCGAUCUUGCGGACGUAUUCUUCAGCUUGCGCCAAUCGUCAACAAUACGUCCACAAGCAAUUGUUGCAAAGGCUCGUGAUAUUUUAAUGACCAAUGAGACCUUACCACUGCUGGACAGAGUUGGGCUCACCGCUUUUAUAUUCGGCCUUCUUAAGCUCGCCGAGCAAGCAAAGAUAGACUGCCUACAGGAGGCAAUGGAUGAUAUUGCAGGUUAUUUAGUCCUUACACUGCAGGAACAGUAUCUAUACAGAAAUGACUGUUUCUUCAAAAAAUUAUCUGAUGGAGCGGCAGCACCCGAAGCAGCAAGAAAUAUAACAAAUGAGUUACUAAACGAAGCCUUCGAUGCGAUAGAAGCAGCAAAUGCUGAAAAGGCGAAGGAGCUCUAUACCUUCAUUUUGACCAACCCUGAAGAUCUGCCAAGAGCGUUUGACAGGGCCUUUGAUUACCUUCUUCAUACGCCGGUAUUGGCGUUUGGAGUGCGGGUAGCUGAAGAAGUCAUUUUGGCGAUUGCCCAGCGCAGCAACUGGGACUCCCUCAACGACCGGCUACAGUUAUUAAAGGAAGUACAGUGGUCUUUGCAGGAUAGGUCGCCACUUCGCAAAAGGACGCUGAGCAAAGAAACCAGGCCCAAGUUUUUCAACGUAUUCCAAAUUGCUACUGACCUCUUGGCAUUCAUUAAAACUGGACGCUUCGAGAGGCGACGGCUCCCCAAACCACUGCUCUUCAAGCGUAUUGCCGCUACUGCCAAAAUUAUCGUACGGAGGCUCCGCCCAACUACCGAAGGGCAAGAUAGGGCAAUUCGAGUUGCAGCGGCCUACAAACUCCGCGAGGAGCUUGGUAGCCUGUUACCACCCCAAGAAGGCAACGGUGGCCCUCCCCAGACUGAUGAAGCCAGCAAUGAUACCGAGCCCUUUAUAGGCUGA
Molecule: messenger RNA, 5196 nt
Organism: Eimeria acervulina
Lineage: Eukaryota; Apicomplexa; Conoidasida; Eucoccidiorida; Eimeriidae
Exons: 22
Coding region: 1-5196 (1731 amino acids)
Source: RefSeq, a predicted model, not a curated record